UACUUGUACAAAAAUCAAAUCACUAAGUCACUAUACUCUCACUGACUCUUAUUUUUUAUCGCUCGGAUGUAUAUCUUGCCGGUGAUUCAUGAGAUAGAAUAAAUUUUAAAAUAUGAUAGUUCAAUUUCAGUUUCAUUAUAUUAAAAUUUAGUUGAUGUACAUACGUAAGAAAAGUGUUAUACAACACUGAUAUAUUGUAAUAUUCGAGCUUGUAUUGGAAUAUAAAUUUUGAACCAUAAAUACUAAAGUGUAUCAUACGGAAGGUUAACUUGGACGAACAGAUAAAUAUUUGAAGUCCUGCAAUUCCUUAGUUCGUAAAAAAGAAAGAAACAAAUUCUGAAAUGCAUAUAAAUACGCAUUAAAAGUAUUUGCAUUUUAAGUAACUCAUCGUGAGUAAGCAUUUCGUGAUUCAAAUAUCCGAAGUGCACGCAUGGUUUAGUUAUCUGGCAUACAAAUAUGGUAUCUUCAUGGUGUUACUUAAUUUUACCAGUAGUAUUAUUCAUUGGUUUACUUCGGAAAUGUCGCGAGCGCACUUGGGGAAGAUGCAAGAAUAUGGACAGUUUGCAUGGUCGAGUAUUUCUUGUGACAGGCGCCAAUUCAGGUAUUGGUAAAGAGACAGUGAAAGAAUUGGCAAAAAGGAAAGCCACGGUUAUCGUGGCUUGUAGAAAUUUGCACAAUGCUCGCAGUGCUAUAACUGACAUACGCUCUCAAAUAUCUACAGGAGAAUUGGUGCCAAUGCAAUUAAAUUUAGCAUCAUUCUCAUCAAUCAGAGAAUUUGUCACAGAAGUGAUGAAAAAUUUUACCCAGAUUCAUGUAUUAAUUAAUAAUGCUGGUGUAUAUGUUCCUUUUAAAGAACAUGGUUUAACAGAUGACGGAUUUGAAAUACAUUUUGGUGUGAAUCAUUUAGGUCAUUUCUUGCUUACAAAUUUACUUUUAGAGCAUUUAAAACAGAAUGCACCAAGCAGGAUUGUGAUUGUGACAUCUAAGCUUUUUGAGUCAGGAGUAAUAGACUUCUCAAACUUGAAUGGUGAGAAAGGAUUGACAGUUAAAGGACGCAUGAAUCCUGCCUAUUGUAACUCAAAAUUAGCUAAUACCUAUUUUGGUAUUGAACUCACAAAAAGAACUCAAAAUAGUGGCAUUAACAUUUACAUGGUCUGUCCUGGAUUCACUUACACUGGACUGUUCAGAAAUGUUAAAAGGAGUUGGUUCCAUUACAUCAUAUUUUCCCCUAUUGCUUUAUUGUUUUUACGUACUGCAAAUCAGGGUGCACAAACUGUGUUACACUGUGCAAUUGAGCCUUCCUUAUCUAACGAAAGUGGUAAUAUUUACCGUGAUUGUAAACUCUAUUUUUCGAAAAAGGAAUUAGACCCUGAUAUAGCACUGCGCUUGUGGGAUGUAAGUGCAAAACUGACUGGUAUUAAUGAGACUUCAGAAUGAAUAUUUUUAUCUAUGUGUACUCUGUACUUUAUUUUAUUUCUGAUAUCCUCAGUGGCCAUUUGAUAUUUAUUUUUGUAUAUAAAUACAAUUGCGUAAUCAUAUAGUAAGUUUAAAACAUUAUUGCCAUAGAUCUCGUAAGAAAUAGUAACAUAUUUUUGUUUGCACUGUUAUAAAUAAAAUACUACACUGUAUAGUUUUUUAAAAUACUAGAAUGUUGAAAAUGC
Molecule: messenger RNA, 1661 nt
Organism: Hylaeus volcanicus
Lineage: Eukaryota; Metazoa; Arthropoda; Insecta; Hymenoptera; Colletidae
Product: retinol dehydrogenase 11-like
Exons: 4
Coding region: 457-1437 (326 amino acids)
Source: RefSeq, a predicted model, not a curated record